Molecule: messenger RNA, 1209 nt
Organism: Emys orbicularis (European pond turtle)
Lineage: Eukaryota; Metazoa; Chordata; Testudines; Emydidae
Gene: TEKT1
Product: tektin 1
Exons: 7
Coding region: 1-1209 (402 amino acids)
Biological process (GO): cilium movement involved in cell motility; cilium assembly
Cellular component (GO): microtubule cytoskeleton; nucleus
Source: RefSeq, a predicted model, not a curated record
AUGGCCAAACUGUUGCAAGCUCCACCCAAGUUCCUCCCCCCAGAGUGGCAUAUUGCAAACAAGACACAGUAUGCCAGUGCGGAGAGUCAGAGAUCCAGGUCAGAGCGACUUGUAGCUGAGAGCCAGAGGCUGGUGGAUGAAAUCGAAAAAACAACUCAGAAAACCCAAAGUGACGUUAACAAGAAAAUAGAACAGAGACUUGAUGAAAUAAAAUUCUGGAAGCAAGAAUUAGACGACAAACUAGAACAGAUUGUUAAUGAGACAGAGGUGCUGUUGACUUUUAAGACAAGGCUAGAGAAAGCAUUGGAGAGCUGUGAAGAGCCACUAUUCAUCGCUCAAGAGUGUCUCUUGAACAGGCAGAGGCGAGUUGGGAUUGACUUGGUCCAUGACGAAGUGGAGCGGGAACUGAUAAAGGAAGUUGAAGUGCUCCAAGGGGUUAUGGCUUUGCUUGAGCGCACACUGGAACAAACCAAUGAGCAAAUUAGGUUAAACCGUUCAGCUAAAUACAAUCUGGAGAUGGAUCUGAAAGACAAGUUCACCGCCUUGACAAUUGAUAACUAUUGUUCCAACUUGACAAACAAUACACCUGAUAUAAGAUAUGCCAGAAAUGUAGUGAAGGUUGAAGGAAACUCUGUGAGCCCUGAAGACUGGGUAGAUUUCUCGAAUGUAAAUGUUGAAAAGGCCGACAAGCAGAGGAACAACUCUUUGGCGCUCAGGGCCUUGAUUGACCGAAUCUUAUCCCAGACAGCAAGUGACAUGCGCAAGCAGUGCGAGACGGUGAACGUUGCUUUUAAGAACCGGGUGAAGGAGACAAAAGAUGCAAAGAACAAACUGGAGAUCCACCUUGCUAAGGUGAUGGAUGAGAUUACGUCCCAGGAAAAGAACAUUGCGGCCUUAAAGAAAGCUAUCAUCGAUAAGGAAGGACCUGCGAAGGUGGCUCACACUCGUUUGGAGACGAGGACCCAUCGUCCCAACGUGGAGCUGUGUCGUGAUAUGGUGCAAUACCGGCUGAUCAAUGAGGUUCAGGAGAUCACAAACAAUAUUCAGAGACUAAAGGACACGUUGGCACAAGCUGAGGUGGAGCUGAAAGGUCUGAGCCGACGACAGCUUUCACUGGAGGAGGAGAUCCAGGUGAAGGAGAACACCCUGUACAUCGACGAAGUGCUGUGCAUGCAGAUGAGGGAGUCCAUUUCCAUUAACAACUUCUGA